ACAGAGGCGUUUGGGAUUUAUUAAGCUGUCAGCUAAUAAUUGGGUCGUCGUCAAAAUUUCUAUUAGUAUUGUUUUUGCAUAUUUUGGCUGAAAACCCCAAAUGACGCGAUUACGCUGAAUACCAAGCUUCUCUAAACCCGCAAAGAACGUAAGCCCCCGUACGCAGGCCUUAUGAAGUCCACAAAUGUUAGUGUUUCCAUUGUUUUGCAGUGCCAUCAGCAGAGGGCCUGGCCCCAAAUAAAAAAGAAAUCCGAAAAUCGCAACUGGACUGGGCAGAAUGUCGAACCUUUCAGUGGGCCAGAUGAUAAUGGACGCGCAGCGCAUGGCUAGCCGGGUCAAGGAUCUGGACGCCCUGGGCACGGCACUCCUCGAGGAGGCUGAGACCAACAAUCGGCUGGUGGAAAGCCUCCGACAGUAUCAGGACGACAUCGAAUCACUUAACCGCAUCUCGAACAACAAGACAAACGCGGACAUGGUAAAUCGCAUUCAGCAGCAAAACAUCAACAGCUCGGAGAUCCUCAAGGAGAACCGUGAGCUCAAGAUCUGCAUCGAGGACUACGAGCGGGUCAUGGAGCUGAUGAUGCAAAAGUAUCGCGAACACACCGUCUCUAAGGUGCUAGAUAGCAAAUUCAGCUUCAAGGAGCUGUACAACGAGCGCAUGUGGCAGGUCAUCCGGGAGCAGCGGGAAAAGAUCAACGAAAUGGCCGCCGUGAUGCAGCGGGCGGCCAGUAUAGACGACGGCGUUGUUCAGCGGGAGUUACAGACUAUCUCUCAGCUGCGCCUUGAAAAUGAAACGCUGCGCGAGUUGCUCCAGAUCUCAAAGCAGUAUGGAUCCUCCCAGCGCCCUAUCCGGGAAAGCGACCACCUACUGGAGGAAAAGGCAGUACAGACGGAUAGCAUAGCGGACGACUCUGCCGACGACCUGUCCAUAUCGGGCGCCUCAGUGGAGAACAUGAACAACAACUCGGUCAUCCAAAUGUACAGUAGUCCGGAACAGCCGACGAAGGCCGCCGUCGUUUCUAACUCACUAAUCACUGCCCCAGUUCAAAAUCAAAGUGACACACAAGCAGCUAUUGAGACGCUGGAAUCGGCGGCGCCGGUUGUGCAGGCGGUGGCAAACGAUAACAAUAAUGGACCUGCAGUCAACCCAAUAAGUGCGCCACUACCAGCGACGACGUUAAUUGAAUCUGGUGAGGAUCAGGCGAUUUUACCGCCCACAACAUGAUAGGCGGUGGUGCGCCAAAUAGUUUAUGCAUUUGGUUUUCAUUUUAAUCGCCGCGCUGUUUUAUCAUAUUUACUCACCCACUCACAAAACAGCCCGCAUACGAAGAGGGCCAACAUAAGUUGCAUUAGGUCUUAGCGAUGGAUAAUAUCUAAGUAAUUUAUACAUAAUAUCCAUUACAGCAUAGUGUCCAUACACAUACAUUGUAAACAAUGAAGUUCAUAAUUUAAAACGAGGUAAACCCUCACACACAAAUGUAAUGUACAAUGUACUCUGUCGAUUUUAUGAUUUCUAAAUAAAUUCCAUAACAAAUCGAGGAUUAACCAAAAA
Molecule: messenger RNA, 1552 nt
Organism: Drosophila eugracilis
Lineage: Eukaryota; Metazoa; Arthropoda; Insecta; Diptera; Drosophilidae
Gene: Fgop2
Product: FGFR1 oncogene partner 2 homolog
Exons: 1
Coding region: 278-1225 (315 amino acids)
Source: RefSeq, a predicted model, not a curated record